AUGCUAACAGGACGACAUGACGCUGCAUCAAGUAGCUCUCCAAUCACACCGACAGAGGGUGCGUACAUCAGAUCAAUACARGACUCCAACUACAGGGAAGCGCUGCUCAAGAAUGCGAGAGACUUGGAGCAMCAGACAAGAGCCAAGGUUGAGGCGCUCAUCAAGGAUCACGAGCGACCACUGCUCCCGGCACCGGCACUACUCCCACAACUCAUGGAGCCGCCCCAGCUUGAGGARAUCGACGAGGGUGUGGCGAGACUGCCCCGCGAGGAGGUUGAGGGAGUGGCAGUGAACGACGAGGCGCCUGAGCACAACAACUACGACCGACUGAUCGAAAGGCAGAACGCAACUCAUGGCCUCGUUGAGCAGACCCAUGCCAGCACUACUUGGACACAGGAUACCCAAUCAAUAACCUCAACUAUGACCUUGGGAAGGACU
Molecule: messenger RNA, 438 nt
Organism: Acytostelium subglobosum LB1
Lineage: Eukaryota; Evosea; Eumycetozoa; Acytosteliales; Acytosteliaceae
Exons: 1
Source: RefSeq, a predicted model, not a curated record